Molecule: messenger RNA, 1197 nt
Organism: Peronospora belbahrii
Lineage: Eukaryota; Oomycota; Peronosporomycetes; Peronosporales; Peronosporaceae
Source: the annotation of a GenBank genome assembly
AUGGCAAUUCUCGACCCCGAAGCUGAUGCAGUAACAAAACAAGCAACAAGUAAUGAAGCAAAGCAUCGUCAACUAGCAAAUGCUGGGUAUCAACACGUGGAAGGCGCUCCAGCUCCAUUACCAUUGGACUUGCCACAUUUUACAUUACGUGAAUUACGUGCUGCUAUACCGAAACAUUGUUUUGAACGCUCCUUCUUGACUUCAAGUUACUACUUGAUGACGAAUCUUGGUAUUUGUACAGGACUUUUCUAUCUCGCAAGUUAUGUGGAUCAACUGGGACUGAUUGCGUACAUUCUAUGGCCAAUCUAUUGGUUCUUUCAGGGCAGUUAUUUGACAGGACUAUGGGUUAUUGCACAUGAAUGUGGACAUCAGGCCUAUUGUUCCAGUGAGAUGAUUAAUAAUACCAUUGGUCUCAUUCUUCACUCGGCACUUCUUGUGCCAUAUCAUAGUUGGCGUAUUUCUCACCGUCAACAUCAUUCCAAUACAGGCAGUUGUGAACACGACGAGGUCUUUGUACCGUCCACUCGGUCAGCUAUUUCUACAACGUGGGAUGAAACACUUGAAGAUUCGCCGUGCUAUCAGCUCUAUCGUAUUCUAUACAUGCUGAUUGUUGGUUGGAUGCCUGGUUAUCUCUUUUUUAAUGCGACUGGACCGACCAAGUAUUGGGGCAAAGCACGUAGUCAUUUUAAUCCCUACUCGGCUAUUUAUUCUGAUCGUGAACGCUGGAUGAUUGUAUUGAGUGAUGUCUCUCUUGUACUCAUGCUUUCGAUCCUCGUUGUGCUCGUGCAGACGUUUUCGUUCUAUAUGAUGUUAAAGUUUUAUAUUGUACCGUACUUUAUCGUGAAUGCUUAUCUCGUACUCAUUACGUUCCUACAACAUACGGACACAUACAUUCCACACUUUCGAGAGAGUGAAUGGAAUUGGUUACGUGGUGCUAUGUGUACGGUCGAUCGCUCAUUUGGCUCGUAUUUGGACUCGGUCGUGCAUCAUAUUGUGGACACGCACGUAUGCCACCACGUGUUUUCUAAAAUGCCGUUUUAUCAUUGUGAGGAGGCUACAAAGGCUAUUAAGCCAUUACUGGGCAAGUUUUACCUCAAGGACACCACGUCUGUUCCACUGGCGGUCUGGAGAGCAUACACACACUGCAAGUUUGUCGAGGACAAUGGGAACAUUGUUUUCUACAAGAACAAGCUGUAA